CUCUUAACAAUAACCAUGUCGACCAAUUACUUCAAAUUCAUUGCGUUCAUCUGGUUUCUCAAUCAAAAUGCGCUUCAAAUCUCAACAGCUUCCGUCGUUUCUACCGGAGAUUUUAACAAGGACUUCUUCGUCUCCUGGUCCCCUAGCCAUGUAAACACUUCUGCAGAUGGCUUAUCAAGAAGCUUGAAGCUCGACCAAGAAUCUGGGUCUGCUUUUGAUUCAAAUCAAAUGUUCUUAUUCGGACAAAUAGAUAUGGAAAUCAAGCUAGUACCAGGAGAUUCUGCUGGCACAGUUCUGGCCUUUUAUUUGGCCUCGGAUCAACCUAACAGAGAUGAAUUGGACUUUGAAUUCCUGGGAAAUGUGAGUGGCCAACCUUACAUUCUUCAAACUAAUGUUUUUGCCGACGGGUUUGACGACCGUGAAGAGAGAAUUUAUCUGUGGUUUGAUCCAACCGCCGACUUUCAUACAUACUCUGUGCUCUGGAAUCUUCACCAAAUUGUUUUCAUGGUGGAUAAUAAACCUAUCAGAACGUACAGAAACCAUGCAGACAAAGGAGUGGCAUAUCCACGAUGGCAACCGAUGAGCAUAAAGGCCAGCUUAUGGAAUGGAGACAGCUGGGCGACACGCGGUGGAAAGGACAAAACCGAUUGGUCGAAAGCACCCUUCAUUGCCUCGUUCAGAAACUACAAGACUGACGCCUGCGUUUGGAAUGGAAAUCCGAGGUUUUGCAGGGCGGAUAGCUCGGAUAAUUGGUGGAACAAAGAGAGAUACAGCAGUCUUGAUCGUGAUCAGAAACGAUGGUUCAAAUGGGUGAGGAAAUACCACAUGAUUUAUGAUUACUGCCUGGAUAACCAGAGAUUCCAAAACAAUCUUCCCAAGGAAUGCUCUCUUCCCAAAUAUUGAUUUUGAUUUAUAUAUACGGAGGAUUCAUCCAAUUUCCAUUUCAAUUUUUUCCUUAUGUUAUUAUUUUUAUUUUUUAUUGUUUCUUUAUGUUAUAAAUAUGUGUAAA
This is a messenger RNA of Pistacia vera, 1009 nucleotides long. RefSeq names its product probable xyloglucan endotransglucosylase/hydrolase protein 10. Gene Ontology annotation, cellular component: apoplast; cell wall. The transcript has 4 exons. NCBI's taxonomy places the organism in Eukaryota, Viridiplantae, Streptophyta, Magnoliopsida, Sapindales, Anacardiaceae. The coding region runs from base 16 to 903 and encodes 295 amino acids. Gene Ontology annotation, biological process: cell wall biogenesis; xyloglucan metabolic process. The record is from RefSeq and is a predicted model, not a curated record. Gene Ontology annotation, molecular function: xyloglucan:xyloglucosyl transferase activity; hydrolase activity, hydrolyzing O-glycosyl compounds.